Messenger RNA from Microstroma glucosiphilum, 1014 nucleotides. RefSeq lists its product as hypothetical. The transcript is spliced from 6 exons. The coding region runs from base 1 to 1014 and encodes 337 amino acids. NCBI's taxonomy places the organism in Eukaryota, Fungi, Basidiomycota, Exobasidiomycetes, Microstromatales, Microstromataceae. Gene Ontology annotation, biological process: DNA repair. The record is from RefSeq and is a predicted model, not a curated record. Gene Ontology annotation, cellular component: Smc5-Smc6 complex; nucleus.
AUGCCGGCUGCGGAGAGGGCUUCUUCUUCCUCACAGCGACCUCAUAGUAGCGCCAAGCCCUACGAUCCCAGGCAAGAUGCAGUCGAGAAGCGCGAGGUUAGGAAAGGAUACCGAGGGCUGAUAGCAGAGGUGGAGGAUGCUGGAGGCAAUUUGGGAGAGAUCAAGGCAGCAGACUUGACCGAAAUGGUGAAGCGGGCAGACGAAUUCAGGUCAAAAGUCAAGGCGCCCAAUGAAGGUGUCUUGGACUCCCGCUUUCUCAUCAGAGUAUCCGAUGUAGGCGCACAAAUGGCACGUAGUAUGAAGCUCAACUCCAAUGCCUUUGACAUCGAUGAGUACAUCACAAGAGUCGCCCGCUUCAUUGGAGGGGCGGCUCGGCGGUCUGGCGGACAUGCAAAUGACGAUGAGGAUGAGGACGUGAUGGAUCUGGACGAUGACGAUCUAGACUCGUGGAAUUGGCAGAGGCUUGGAACUAUUGCGGCUGGUCUGACCAAGCGAGCACCGACAAUGGACCAUCUGGUCGGUGCACUCAGUGUCCAGACCAAGGAGCGAGCCAGCAAUCGUCGCACCAAUAGGCUAGAGCGAGAUGAGGAGGAAGUACGACCAGAAACGCUCAAUGAGGGCGAUAUCCAGAAGAGCGAAAAUGAGACAACGAAGCUGGUUCAGCACAUUGCUAAGCUGCUUGCCGAUGUGGGAGGAGGUAAUGGAUGCAAUCUCUUCGAGUUUGCAAUCAACCCGGAGAGCUUCUCAAAUACGGUAGAGAAUCUCUUCUACAUCAGCUUCUUGGUCAGGGAUGGCAAGGUCUCAAUCGACUACGAGGACGACGGGGAGCCGAUCAUUCUGAGAAGCGAAGCCCCAACAGAGGAAGACUAUGCCGCGGGACUGAAGAAGCGACAAGUCGUCAUGGAGCUCGAUCAGGCUACUUGGAAGAAUCUCAUCAAAGCUUACGACAUCAAGCACUCUGUGAUACCCACACGUAAGAGCGCCACGACGGCCCGGACUGGCAAGUGGUAUUGA